AUGGAUUCAAGUGUUGGAUUGGAUGCUGCUGAUGACCCAACCAGAAACCAUGCAAAUCUGCCAUCUCUACAUAAACAUCCUUUUGAACCUGUUAUUUCUGGACUGCGUCUUAUUCCAGACUUUAUCACCCAACAAGAAGAGCUGGACCUAAUCGCAUCCAUUGAUGCACAUCCAUGGAGUGGAUAUGGCAUUCCACCUAAUCCAGAACUUAAACGUCAUACUCAACAGUAUGGAUUUUUAUUUUCAUUUCGCACUCGUACUAUUACAGAAUGUCUUGGUUCUUUGCCAGCAUUCAGUUCAUUUGUAAUCGAUCGAAUGCUGUUACCUGAAUUCAACGUAUUUCCAAACGAUCCUCCAAACCAUGUGCUGGUGAACGAGUAUCAACCUGGCCAAGGAAUCAUGCCGCAUGUGGACAGUCAAGACACCUUUGGUGAUGUGGUCACUUCAUUGUCGUUAUGGAGUUCCUGUGUCAUGUCUUUUGGAAACAAGAUGACUGGUGAAAAAGUGCAUCUUGAACUGCCUCGUCGAUCGCUUUUGAUAUUAACAGGCGAUGCUAGAACUCAUUAUACCCAUGCUAUUCCAAAAGAAGAUAUGCUGUUUGCUGGUAACGAAUGUGUGGAUCGUGGACGACGAGUGUCACUGACUAUUCGAUCUAUAUUGAAAUCUGCAAUCCCUUGAUUCGUGCUACGUUAAAGCAGCUAACAACCAUAUUAGAUGUACAUGGUUCAAUGGACCAUCAAACAAUUCGACUGCAAAUUGUGGUGGAAUAUCGUCGGUUUUGCCGAGUAACAUGUAUGAAAUAAAAUACAAGGAAUAAAUCCAAGUCCUGUAUUUAUGUGGAUUACCA
This is a messenger RNA of Batrachochytrium dendrobatidis JAM81, 847 nucleotides long. RefSeq lists its product as uncharacterized. The transcript is spliced from 2 exons. Gene Ontology annotation, molecular function: demethylase activity; oxidoreductase activity. Gene Ontology annotation, biological process: demethylation. Lineage: Eukaryota; Fungi; Chytridiomycota; Chytridiomycetes; Rhizophydiales. The record is from RefSeq and is a predicted model, not a curated record. The coding region runs from base 1 to 678 and encodes 225 amino acids.